CCCGUGUGGCGGAAAAGGUCGCUGAAGGCAAGAUGGCGGCGGGCCGAGCGCCGCCUCUUCCGCCUUGCUGGGUGUCGCACGAGGCUGGCUUGAAGGGGAAGUGAGUCAGUAUCCGUGGACCCGGCCGGCUAAGGCCCGCGCCCGCCGAGGCCCCGAGAGGCCUCGGCCCGGCGGCGGCGGCGGCGGCCAUGGCCGGGGGGCCGAGCCCCGGGGAGCCUGUGGUUCCCGGCGCCCAGCACUUCUUGUACGAGGUGCCACCCUGGGUUAUGUGCCGCUUCUACAAAGUGAUGGACGCCCUGGAGCCCGCCGACUGGUGCCAGUUCGCGGCCUUGAUCGUGCGCGACCAGACAGAGCUGCGGCUGUGCGAGCGCUCGGAGCAGCGCACGGCCAGUGUUCUGUGGCCCUGGAUCAACCGCAACGCGCGCGUGGCUGACCUCGUUCACAUCCUCACGCACCUGCAGCUGCUGCGUGCAAGGGACAUCAUCACAGCCUGGCACCCUCCUGCCCCUGUUGUGCCCCCAAGCACCACUACCCCAAGGCUCAGCAGCAUCUCUGCAGGCUCUGAGUCCAAGGACUGGAGCCCCCGGAAAUUGCAGUCCUCUGCCUCCACCUUCCUCUCCCCAGCUUUUCCAGGCUCCCAGACCCAUUCUGAGUCAGAGCUCCUGCAGGUUCCACUCCCUGUUUCCCUUGGGCCACCACUACCAUCUUCAGCCCCUUCCUCCAUCAAGCAGCCAAGCCCAGAGAGCCCAGUGUCUGCCCUCCAAAGAUCCCAUCCCUCCCCAUUUUGCUGGCCCUUCUGUGAGAUUUCCCAAGGCACCUGCAACUUCUCUGAAGAACUCAGGAUUGGAGAGGGUGGUUUUGGAUGUGUGUACCGAGCAGUCAUGAGAAAUACUACAUAUGCUGUGAAGAGACUGAAGGAGGAGGCUGACCUAGAGUGGACUGUGGUGAAACAGAGCUUCCUAACGGAGGUGGAGCAGCUAUCAAGGUUUCGUCACCCAAAUAUCGUAGACUUUGCUGGCUACUGUGCAGAGAGUGGCUUCUACUGCCUUGUUUAUGGCUUCUUGCCCAAUGGCUCCUUGGAGGAUCAACUCCACCUUCAGACCCAAGCCUGCUCCCCCCUUUCCUGGCCUCAACGACUGGACAUUCUUCUGGGCACAGCCCGGGCUAUUCAGUUUUUACAUCAGGACAGCCCCAGCCUUAUCCAUGGAGACAUCAAGAGUUCUAAUGUACUUCUGGAUGAGAGACUGAUACCCAAGCUGGGAGACUUUGGCCUGGCUCGUUUCAGCCGCUUUGCAGGGGCCAAACCAAGCCAGAGCAGUACUGUGGCCAGGACUUGCACAGUUCGAGGUACCCUCGCCUACCUGCCUGAGGAGUACAUCAAGACAGGCCGGCUGGCUGUGGACACCGAUACCUUCAGCUUUGGGGUGGUAAUACUGGAGACCCUUGCUGGUCAGAGGGCUGUGAGAACACAAGGUGCAAAGACCAAGUAUCUGAAAGACCUGAUUGAAGAUGAGGCUGAAGAGGCUGGAGUGGCCCUGAAAAGCCCCCAGCCUACUCUGUGGGUGGAUGUAGCCACGGAUGCUUGGGCUGCUCCAAUUGCUGCCCAGAUCUAUAAGAAGCACCUGGACUCCAGACCUGGGCCCUGCCCACCCCAGUUGGGCCUGGCCCUGGCACAACUAGCUUGUUGCUGCAUGCAUCGUCGGGCAAAGAAGAGGCCACCCAUGACCCAGGUAUACAAGAGACUAGAAGGGCUUCAGGCAGGGCCUCCCCGGAAGCUAGAGGUUGCCGGCCAUGGCUCUCCUUCCCCACAGGAGAACUCCUACAUGUCUACCACUGGCAGUGCCCAGAGUGAGGAUGAACCAUGGCAGCCUCUGGUAGUGACCACAAGGGCCCCAGCCCAGGCUGCCCAGCAACUCCAAAGAAGUCCCAACCAGCCAGUGGAAAGUGAUGAGAGUGUUCCUGGCCUCUCUGCUACCCUGCAUUCCUGGCACUUGACUCCAGGUUCCCACCCAAGCCCAGCGUCCUUCAGAGAAGCUAGCUGUACCCAGGGAGGCACUACCAGAGAAUCAAGUUUGAGGAGUAGCCCAGGCUUCCAGCCUACAACCAUGGAAGGUUCAUCCACAGGCAGCUCAUCCCUGCUGUCAUCAGAGCCACCACAGAUCAUCAUCAACCCAGCCCGACAGAAGAUGGUACAAAAGCUGGCCCUUUAUGAGGAAGGGGUCUUGGAUAGCCUGCAACUGCUGUCAUCAGGCUUUUUCCCAGGCUUGGAUUUAGAACCUGAAAAGAGACAGGGACCUGAAGAAAGUGAUGAAUUCCAGAGCUGAUUUGUUCACCAGACAAACUUUUCAGACUCAGAUGUCAAAGUUCUCAUGGUUGGAAGUUCUCAUGGUGUGCAAACUUCUCAGUAGACCAAAGGCAUCAGGUGUGGGGGCUCACCCUGGCAAAGUAGAAAGGGUGGUGGACCCUGCUGUUCUCAGAAUGUGAGCACAGACAGGGCCAGCCUAAGAACCUGAUAGAAGGUGGUAAGGCAGGAAAUGUUGGGCCAGCAUUUAUGAGCAAGGCAAGCAGAGCACCUAAGGGAUUGGGUAGUACAUAACAGAAGACUGCUAGCUACACAGGCCCAGAGGACACAAGUGGGUCUGUUUGUAUGGUGGGAGCUGGCUCCCCUAAGAGCUAGACAAGAUAUCUGCAGCCUAACUAUGAGUCUAUUCCUCUGAAUUUCCCUAGAACCCCAAGAGGAAGGGGUUCGAAAAAAACCAAAACCAAACAAACAAACAAAAAAACCCUCACCCAUCUUAGGUGGAAUAUGCAAGCCUUGCCAGAUAUCAGUGAGCUAGUUUCCUAUGACUACCUGCCUGCCUAGGCAGGCUGUCUCUAUACCCUGCAAAUUGACUGUGGAUGCUCAGGUUGAGCUGUAGACCAAGGUUCUGUUUAUGGCAGAAAAGUCCGGCAAAGCCCAGCUUUGUGGUACCCAGACAGUGAGAAGCCCCAAGAAAGCAGAAACUGAGAACAAAGCUAAGUAUUUGAGGAGGGAGGAAUGUUACAUUUUAAGAAAUAAGUUUUUGUGUAACCAAGUGUCUUCACAAGUAACCCAGGGUUAUAGCCCAGGCUUACGGUGAUUCUAUGUUCGAGUCAUGAGUCACACUACAUGCCCCUGUGAAAUUGGUGACAUCCAGUUUGUCCUUGAGUAAUAAAAUCAUACAUUUCAUUGUCUGGUUAAACUUGUGGAAUUUGUUGUGCUAAAAGCUUUAUGCUUUCCUAUGCUUUAUAUCUCUGGGUUCUUAAGUGUCUACCCAAAACUCAGACCCCUGUCAUGUGCUUUUCUCUUGUCAAGCCCAAACUGGGGAUAGAUCCCCCAAUGCUGCUCCCCUUGCUUUCAUGUCUUGCAGAUUUCAUGGAUAUUGAUGCUAUUGGAAAUGAAGCCUUCAUGUCUUAAUCAUUCAUCAGUCAUGUAUAGAAAUUUAAUUAGGUUUUGAUUCUGAUCUUUAUUCUGUGACCUUACUUAAAUGCACUUACUAGUCCCACUUGUUUUGGGGGUGAUUACUCUGGGAUAGUUUGUAUAUAAUCAUCCCAUCUGAAAAUAAAGACAAUUUUACUUCAUUGCCAACCUA
Mastomys coucha (southern multimammate mouse) is the source of this 3611-nucleotide messenger RNA. It is a transcript of the gene Irak1, whose product is annotated as interleukin 1 receptor associated kinase 1. Gene Ontology annotation, molecular function: protein binding; ATP binding; protein kinase activity. NCBI's taxonomy places the organism in Eukaryota, Metazoa, Chordata, Mammalia, Rodentia, Muridae. The transcript is spliced from 14 exons. The record is from RefSeq and is a predicted model, not a curated record. The coding region runs from base 189 to 2324 and encodes 711 amino acids. Gene Ontology annotation, biological process: intracellular signal transduction; protein phosphorylation; interleukin-1-mediated signaling pathway. Gene Ontology annotation, cellular component: cytoplasm; plasma membrane; nucleus.